AUUAAUGUAAAGGCUGAUUGUGACUCUGAAAUGAGUGCAUGAAGUCAUUGUCUUAGGCACAUCGUGCUGUUUCAGCCGCUGUCCCACCGAGAGCGCUUCCAAAUAAUUAACACCUAGAAGUUUCCUCGAAGUUCGUGCAAUGCAAACGUUGAAUUGCCGCGUGCAUGCUGCAGCACAGAAGAUCAAUCAACGAGCCAAACUAGAGAGAACCAAGCCUUGAUUCAAGAUCGACUGUCCGCCGGCAACGCACCACUCAGCCUUCUUACGUCUAUAGGGGCCACAAGGAAGUGAGUACAAAUACCCGCUCAUCCACCUUUCUAAAGACCCAUCGAACACCUUCUUCGUUCUACGACUCCCAACUUACGAUCAAUCUUCAACUGACCUCUCCAAUACUCAUCAUGAUCUCAUUCACAACUUUCAUCCUUACCCUCCUGGCUCUCUUCAGCCUCUCCCUCUCUGCUCCUACGCGCAGAGAUGUUUUCGUCCCUCCAAUCAUGUACCCCCAAGCUGGUGUGGUCUGGAUGGCUGGUCACCAUCACAAUGUUACAUGGAAGACCGAUGAUGCACCCGUACAAAUCACCAACGGGAUCGGCAGGGUAUAUCUAGCUACCAACUCCAUCAUUGAUCUAGACCAUCCUUUGGCAACUGGCUUCGACAUCUUGGAUGGCCGCGUCGCCAUCCAAGUACCGUCGGUGGCUACAGGUCAGAAUUACUCAGUUGUCCUCUUCGGUGACUCGGGCAAUUACAGCCCACAAUUCACCAUCAUCGGCCAGUAAUCGGUACCCUACCACGUCCUACCUAAUCACGCGACGAACAAGUAAUGCCAAUGCUGCACGGAGGGCGCGCAGGUGUAAUCGUGCUCCACUGUAGUGACUUUAAUGCGAUGGACUAAUAGUUAUGCACUCGGAUCUUAGUGGACAAUUUGUAUGUAGUUUAGUGGCGAUAAAGUUGCUUC
Molecule: messenger RNA, 955 nt
Organism: Suillus clintonianus
Lineage: Eukaryota; Fungi; Basidiomycota; Agaricomycetes; Boletales; Suillaceae
Exons: 4
Coding region: 399-776 (125 amino acids)
Source: RefSeq, a predicted model, not a curated record